Pseudozyma hubeiensis SY62 is the source of this 1971-nucleotide messenger RNA. RefSeq lists its product as hypothetical. Bases 1 to 1971 code for a protein of 656 amino acids. The transcript is spliced from 2 exons. The record is from RefSeq and is a predicted model, not a curated record. Gene Ontology annotation, molecular function: tRNA (cytidine-N3)-methyltransferase activity. NCBI's taxonomy places the organism in Eukaryota, Fungi, Basidiomycota, Ustilaginomycetes, Ustilaginales, Ustilaginaceae.
AUGUCGACGGACGCAUUUCAGGCGGCUCGCGUCGCCAUAGACGAAUGCCACAAGAAGGAUCCCGCCUACCUCAACCGUUCCACCUCGCCCGCCUCCUCCUCCGACGAAACCAAUACCAAGGUAGACGAACUCACCUAUGCCGAUCGAGUGGAAUACUGGGCCUCCCACCUGAUCGGUCUUCGACUCGAAACCACCGAAUACCACCAGUUCGCCUCGCUCGUCUCGCCCUCCUCUACUUCCGAUGUCGAAUCCAUCACCCGCACCGGCGAACUCCUCCGCAUCGCCGCACGUUGCCAGCAUCUCGAACGAUUCCUCACUCCACGCUCCACCUACCCAGAAGGCAAAGCCGGCUAUCUCAAGUGGAGACGCGACCUCUACAAGAUCCAAGCCGAUCGUGCCAAACAGCUCCUGACCGAAGCUGGUGUGGACGAGCAGAGUGCAGAGUGGGUGCACAAGUGGGUCAGCAAGACCGAGCUCAACCCUGGAAAGCAGACGGGAGAUCUCGGAACGCAGCUGCUCGAGGACGCAGCCGUCUUGUUCUUCCUGCAGGACGAGUUGGAGCUGUUUGCGGGUCAACAUCAGGAGUAUGCCGAGCAAAAAUUUGUGGAUAUCAUCAAGAAGACCUGGAGGAAGUUGAGCGAGUUGGGCAAGCAGGAGGCGUUGAAGUUGAGCAUGCCAAAGGGGUUGGAGCCCAUCGUGUUGAAAGGUAUCGCUGCGUUGGAGGGCGGUGCAGAGCAGAAGCAGCAAGAAGGCUCAUCAACACUGAUAUCUCCCGCAUCGUCGACCCCUCUCGCGCAAAAGAAGCAGACCUCGUCCUCCGCUCCCAUCCCACCACGAGCGCUUCGACCCAAAACAGCCGCCGAAGCCCAAGCCCUUCUCGCCUCUCUGCCCGAAACCUCUUCCUCUACCGAUCCCGACGUCUUUGGCGCACGUCUCCUAACCACCACCUCCGACAUUUGGUCCCACAAUGCCUGGGAUCACGUCGUCCCACCUCCGUCCUACUACGACCUCGCCGCCACCACCCUCGCCCAACAAGCCGAGACCAAGCUCUCGCUUGACGAAGCCGAACCGUACCACGCCGCUCCCGCGUCGUUCUGGGAUACCUUCUACUCUUCGCACGAGAACCGAUUCUUCAAGGAUCGAAAGUGGUUGCACCUCGAGUUUCCAGAAUUGGUAGAGGCGAGUUAUGCCGGUGCGGGAAGCAAAGUUGUGUUGGAGGUGGGAUGUGGGGCUGGAAAUACGGUGUUUCCGCUGUUACAGAUCAAUCAGAAUCCGGAGUUGGUAGUUCAUGCGUGCGAUUAUUCCAAGGAAGCGGUGGGAGUAGUUCAAAGUAGCCCUCUGUACAAGGAUCCACCUGGAGGUGCAACCUGCCACGCUAGCGUAUGGGAUCUCUCAAGUCCCACCCACCUACCCGCCGGAUUACAACCCGAAAGCGUCGACAUCAUCGUCCUGAUCUUCGUCUUCUCCGCCCUCCACCCCAAAGAAUGGUCACAAGCAGUGACGAACAUCAAACGUCUCCUCAAACCGAAUGGGAUCGUCCUAGUCCGAGACUAUGGCCGUUAUGACAUGCCCCAGCUGCGAUUCAAAAAGAAACGAAUGUUGGAAGACAAUUUCUAUCUCAGAGGUGACGGUACCAGGGUAUACUUCUUCCAACCCGAACAGCUGUUUGACAUCUUCAACGCCCAACCCCAGACCACAACGACGAAUACCACCACCGAAGAAGAAGACGUCAAAGACGCGGAUCAGGGCAAUACCGAACUAAAACCCCACAACAGUGUAGAGACGGACAAUAGAGACGAUGGAGGACUGGCGAUUGUGGAAAAGAAAGAGGAGGAGAACAAAACGUACGAUUUCUCCACGACUCAAAUGGCCAUCGAUCGAAGGCUGAUCGUCAACCGCAAGGAGAGGAAACAGAUGUACAGGGUCUGGUUGCAGGCCAAGUUUCAGCGUCUGGACGGGUCUUCAGCAUAG